UGUUGUCAUAAAAGGGAGGGCACGGUAAUGCAUUUCACUGAAGUACAGCCACACAUCACCAUGAAGGCUUUCAUUCUCCUGGCUCUGUUCACAGUCGCAUUCGCUGCCCCCCUGGAGGAUGAGGAUGACAAGAUCGUGGGGGGAUACGAGUGCAGGAAGCACUCGGCAGCCUACCAGGUGUCCCUGACCUCCGGCUACCACUUCUGUGGUGGCUCCCUGAUCUCCAGCACCUGGGUGGUCUCUGCUGCUCACUGCUACAAGUCCCGCAUCCAGGUGCGUCUCGGAGAGCACAACAUUGCUACCAAUGAGGGCACAGAGCAGUUCAUCAACUCUGUGAAGGUCAUCAAGCACCCCAGAUACAGCAGCCGCAACCUGGAUAACGACAUCAUGCUGAUCAAGCUGAGCAAGCCCGCCACCCUGAACAGCUACGUCCGCGCCGUGUCCCUGCCCUCCAGCUGUGCCGGCUCUGGAAGCCGUUGUCUCUCUGGAUGGGGAAACACCCUCGCCUCUGGCUCCAACUCACCCGACCGCCUGAUGUGCCUGGAUGCCCCCAUCCUGAGUGACAGCAGCUGCAAGAGUGCCUACCCUGGACAGAUCACCUCCAACAUGUUCUGUGCUGGAUUCCUUGAGGGAGGCAAGGACAGCUUCCCCUGCCAGGGUGACUCCGGUGGCCCCGUGGUGUGCAACGGGCAGCUCCAGGGAGUGGUGUCCUGGGGUUAUGGCUGUGCCCAGAGGAACAAGCCUGGUGUCUACGCCAAGGUCUGCAACUACAACUCCUGGAUCAGGAGCACCAUGUCCUCCAACUAAACUUACAUUGUUUCACUGUAACUUUUAAGAAAGGCAUGCCAAUAAUAAAGAUUGUUCUACAAAAGGUAAAUGUGAUCUCGCAGGAUCCUUAAGUCACCUCAC
Gadus chalcogrammus (walleye pollock) is the source of this 909-nucleotide messenger RNA. RefSeq names its product trypsin-3-like. NCBI's taxonomy places the organism in Eukaryota, Metazoa, Chordata, Actinopteri, Gadiformes, Gadidae. Gene Ontology annotation, molecular function: serine-type endopeptidase activity. The record is from RefSeq and is a predicted model, not a curated record. Gene Ontology annotation, biological process: proteolysis.